Molecule: messenger RNA, 943 nt
Organism: Clupea harengus (Atlantic herring)
Lineage: Eukaryota; Metazoa; Chordata; Actinopteri; Clupeiformes; Clupeidae
Gene: ddt
Product: D-dopachrome tautomerase
Molecular function (GO): phenylpyruvate tautomerase activity
Source: RefSeq, a predicted model, not a curated record
ACUUUCUAUGUGUUCAUAGAAUCUUUCCUAUCCCAUGCAGACACAGAAGCGAUCAUGCCUUUCAUUGAUUUGGAAUCUAACUUGCCAGCGAGCAAAUUCUCUGAGGAGUUUUUGAAGAAAUUAUGCACUGCCACCGCCACAGCGCUUGGGAAACCGGAAGAAAGAAUGAAUAUCGUGGUUAAAGCGGGUCUACCGAUGCUUAUCGCCGGAUCCUGUUCGCCGUGCGUGAUGCUAUCCGUGUCCGCCAUCGGCGUGACUGACACAGCGGAGAAGAACAAGGAGCACAGUGCAAAGAUAUUUCAGUUCCUAACUGGGGAACUAGGCUUGAGCGAAGACCGGAUUGUGAUCAGAUUUUAUGCACUGGAACCAAUGCAGGUGGGCAAGAAGGGGACAGUGAUGAGUUUUCUGUGAGGUGAAGGCUGAUUUCAGUGGGAGUCACAUGGCUUGAAAAGGCCAUUCCUGGUUUGAUGACAAGAACUUGAGAAGCCCCCUUUAUAUCUUAUGGUCCUCCAUUUCAUUUCUGUAGUUUCGUAUUACAAGGACAGUCAACACUGACCGAAGUACAUUUUUAAAUGUUGGAUCAUGUUGAACUUUCAGUAUGGAAUUGGCCAUUUUAGCUAUAUAAUACAGCAUUACAAAAUCACAAUGUAACAUUUCUAAUGUAAUGAGGCAUACGUGAGAGUCCAAAGCAGAUUAGGAUAUCAGAAACAUUUCAAAUUGAUAUAAGUUUUAUAGUCUUUAAAAAUAAAAACAGCUGACUAAAAUUUGUGUUUCUGCUCUAUGUAAAAUAAACUAUGGCAGUUGUUCGUAUUACGCAUACACCCUUGUGCUAAAUCUAGUUUUGUCUAAAAGUAAAACUGUGAAGCUGAUAACUAAUCAUCUUAUUUUGAAGUUCGUGUGCAAGCUGCAUGUACAAUACAACACUCCAUGUUACAAAUGUGAA